Trichobilharzia szidati is the source of this 480-nucleotide messenger RNA. The record is from the annotation of a GenBank genome assembly. NCBI's taxonomy places the organism in Eukaryota, Metazoa, Platyhelminthes, Trematoda, Strigeidida, Schistosomatidae.
AUGGGUAGACGUUUCAUCUGUGACUAUUGUGAUAAGUCAUUUCCAGACAGUUCAUUUAAUCGAAGAAACCAUCUUAAAGGUGUUCAGCAUCAGCAGGCACGAAAAGUACACUAUGAUAAAUUUCUCGAUCCCAAAGAAAGGCUGGAUAUAGAAAAAGGCAAAAAACCAUGUAUUUCUUUCCGUAAUUCAGGUUCUUGCAGUUACGGUGCUUUGUGCAGGUAUUCUCAUCUCACUGUAGAAGAAAUACAGAUUUUGGAGAAAAAAGCUAACGAUCAGUUUAUUGCUUCAUCUUACACCAGCCAUCUAAGUUCAGAAGGUAAUAUUGAUAAUCAAAUACGAUUACUGGAAGCGAAAAUACUAACUAGGCGUAGUCACCUCUGGGCUUCUGAGAAGACAGAAAUGUUCCGUAUUCCCGAAGGUAUACAAAUGGUCAGUUUGCCACCGUCACUGUUAUUCAAACCAAAUAAUCAGUACAAGUGA